GUGGACGGGGCUUCUUCGUCUUUUCCUUUUUUUUUGUAGAUCUUUUUUUAAAGAAUAUAUUUAAUAAAACUAUAAAAAAUUAAAGUGAGAACACAUAAAUAGUUUCAAUAUAUUUUUCUUAUAACUGUAGACGGAAUAGAAAACACAUCCACAAAUAUAUUCGUUUAACCCAGAAAAAAGUCAGCAUAAAAAACAUACACAUACCUAUCUAUAAUAAAAGAGUAGAACAGAGACCUAAAAACAAUUAAAAUGAAUAUUCCGAAUGAAUAUAUUGCGAAAACUGAAGACGUUGCCGAUCAGGUAAUUCGGCGAGGCAAAAACAUAUUGCCAACAGUUGCACGCUUAUGCCUGAUAGCCACUUUUUUUGAGGAUGGCUUACGUAUGUACUUUCAGUGGAAUGAACAGCGAGAAUAUAUGGAUAUGAGCUGGGGCUGUGGUAAAUUUUUGGCAACAAUAUUUGUUCUAGUAAAUUUAAUCGGGCAACUGGGAGGCUGUGCAAUGGUCAUUGCUAGGUAUAAGGUUGACAUAGCUGUUGGGAUUUUGUUCUUCAUUGUUGUACUACAGACAAUUGCUUAUUCAAUAUUGUGGGAUAUACAAUUUCUUUUACGCAAUCUGGCCUUAAUUGGUGCUCUGCUGCUUGUAUUGGCCGAAUCUAGAGUUGAAGGACGCAGUCUUUUUGCGGGAGUACCUUCACUGGGCGAUAAUAAACCCAAAAAUGUUAUGCAGCUAGCCGGACGUAUUUUACUUGCAUUUAUGUUUAUAACAUUGAUUCGUUUCGAAUUGAGCUUCCUACAAAUUCUUCAAGAUAUCCUUGGUUCAAUUUUAAUGGUAUUAGUUACGAUUGGUUACAAAACUAAAUUAUCUGCCCUUAUACUCGUUGCUCUUUUGACUAUUUUAAAUUUAUACCAUAAUGCGUGGUGGACUAUUCCUGCUUAUAAGCCGCUUAGAGAUUUUCUGAAAUACGAUUUCUUCCAGACUCUUUCUGUUAUUGGUGGGCUGCUAAUGAUAGUAUCAUUGGGCCCCGGCGGAGUAUCCAUGGAUGAGCAUAAGAAAAAAUGGUAGAUAUUGAAUUGUUAACUAAUUAAGACGUUUCAUUUUCGACUCCAUGCGUAAGCACAGCCACAAAAACCACUCCAAUUUUUUUUAUUUUGUAAUAUUUUUGUUUCGUGUCGACUUAAAUUUAGUAGAAAAAGAAAGAAAAAAAUAA
Molecule: messenger RNA, 1207 nt
Organism: Glossina fuscipes
Lineage: Eukaryota; Metazoa; Arthropoda; Insecta; Diptera; Glossinidae
Gene: Surf4
Product: surfeit locus protein 4 homolog
Exons: 5
Coding region: 250-1062 (270 amino acids)
Biological process (GO): Golgi organization
Cellular component (GO): endoplasmic reticulum-Golgi intermediate compartment; endoplasmic reticulum; membrane
Source: RefSeq, a predicted model, not a curated record